This is a messenger RNA of Rhizophagus irregularis DAOM 181602=DAOM 197198, 1240 nucleotides long. The record is from RefSeq and is a predicted model, not a curated record. NCBI's taxonomy places the organism in Eukaryota, Fungi, Glomeromycota, Glomeromycetes, Glomerales, Glomeraceae.
UAAUAUUCUCGCUAUUUUCGAUUUUUAUUAUAUAUUAUAUAUUAAUAUUCUAUAUAUUAUCUCUGUAUAAGAAUUCGUAUAUGUAUUGUAUUCCUCAUUAAAAAUGUAAAUAAAAUUUUCUUUUAAUAAAUAUUUAUUUAUCGUCAAUUUUAUUUUCGUAAUUCACUACAGUAUUGUUAUAGUACCACUAGGGUCUCGCAGGUUAUUUUAUUAUUAUUGUAUUUAAAUGUUAAAAUCUAAAUUUUAAUUGUAAUUCUAUUGCCAUAAUUAAAUUUGUGUUGAUUCGAGUCUGGAUCGCAUGAUUAGGAACGCCGGCUGAAAAAGUAGAAAACGUUGCGAUAUAUAUAGGUUCAUUUACCAAAAAAAAGUAUUACGCUUGGUAAAAUGGAAAAACAAUAAAUAAUCGCCCAAAUAAAACUACGGCAAUAUUUAGUCCUGACUUGAAUCCUGGUAAAUAAUCAAAAAAUCUUCGAGUACAGUAAUUGUAAAUUACAAAUCUAUUGAUUUAUACUAACGACCAUAAAAUUAUAAACUAUAUGAUUCAUUAGUUGCAACACGAGUUACAACUUUAUUUGUAAUAAUAUUACCGUGGGUCUUGUAUUUUACUUUGAUUUGAACCGUAAUAUCAUAUGAUGUCUACCUUUCCAAUUAUCAAAAUAAUUUUAAAGACCCUAAUUCGGGAGUUGCACAAUAAUGAUAAAUGAGUUGGUGAUGAUUUGGUUAACGUUCCAAAUAAAUUAUUCCAAUUACUUAUCAUUAUAAAUAUAUUAUUCAUUUAAUUAUUUACAAUUAUUUAAUCACAUUACUAAUUCCAAAAUAUUAAAAAUAUUACUACUUCUAAAUAAUAAUUUAAGAACCUUUCAAUUUACCGUUAUGCCCUUCAGGCUAUGUAACGCGCCCGCAACUUUCCAACGCCUUAUGGACGAAGUGCUCCACGACGAAUUAGGAGUAAUUAUGCAAUUUUUCAUAUAUACGGUAUGUUACAUUAGAAAAUAUAUCAGGCGAAAACUAGCAUCCUUUGAUGAUCAAGAAACCAUCAACUCAUUAUUAUUCUUGAAAAGAUAUAAUUAUAACAAUGGGUCACAAAUAGCUUGAAUAAUUAAUAUAAUUAAUUCUUCUAUUCUCAAUCUCAUUAUAAAAUUUUUUCAUCAAUAAUUAUUUCAAUUAGUUCACCAUUAUUUUUAAUAAAACUUUGUUAAAUCAGCACAAUCAUUUUCUAAAGUAUUUUCAUUAAUAAAAA